AUGCUGAAUGGAGGCCGCCCUGACUGGGGCCGGAGCAAUCACGGCUCCCCCCAAAGAUCCGGCAAACGGCCACUGUCAUACCCCCAGGACGCAGGGCUGUCCCCUGCACCAUCCACGCUCCAAUUAACCACCCCUCAAGGAAGGGACAAGGGGACGCGCUACUGCCUCCCACGUUUGCCCCCACCUACUUGGACCCCUAGGCACCACCGCAACCUCCCAACUGACACUGCACACCGCGGGAUCCACUCGGCCCGGGGCGGGAAAGGAUCCCCACCCGGAGGGGGUGACACUCUGGGGUCCAGCCGGCGAUCCGCGCCGAGGACCAAGGAGGAUGUCCAGGUAGAAAGAGAGAAGGCGGAAGCAGGAGAAUGCCAAGAAGCUGGCAUGGGACUGAGCCCCGACCCGCCUACCCCCACAACCGACAGCCCAGACGAAGAGGAGGCCCCGGCCCACCUCUCGCUCAAUCUGCGCUUCGAUCCCAUUCUCUCACCCUCAAGACAAGAAAGCUGGACAGAUGAAAUUGAUGUCGGAGGCUGCUCGCAGCACAGCCAUGCAGGCUGUUCACCUCUUGAGCGCCAUUCAUCACGCCACUCCUUCUGCUCCUCUUACUCCGAGGCCUCCUGGUCCCAAGAGGGCAUCCGGGCCGAGUUCAUAACACGCGAGCGGGCGGGUCGACGGUGGCCCUAUUUGUUCUACCUGCUCUUUGAUGUAGAGGACAUUGUGAGCGCGAUGGCGUCCAACUCGGCGACUGCUCCCUCUGAGACCAACCUAAAUUUUACCAGAGCAAGUGUACCAUAUUGGUACUGUAAAAGCAGAGACUGCCAAGAAAUUUGCGUCCGCGGUGAAAGCCAGCAGCAUGGCGCGUCCGGCACGCUGCCGCGCUUCGUGGAGGAGCCGGCGGACGCGUACAUCAUCAAGAGCAACCCCAUCAAGCUCCGGUGCCAGGCCAGGCCCGCCCUGCAGAUCUUCUUUAAGUGCAACGGCGAGUGGGUCCAUCAAAGCCAGCACACAUCUCGUGAGCACACCGACCUAGGAACAGGGCUGAAGAUCCGCGAGGUGAUGAUCAACGUGUCCCGUCAGCAGGUGGAGGACUUCCACGGUCCGGAGGACUACUGGUGCCUCUGCGUCGCUUGGAGCCACCUCGGAACAUCCAAAAGUCGCAAGGCUUCCGUGCGGAUCGCCUACCUGAGGAAAAACUUUGAGCAAGACCCUCAAGGCUUGGAGGUGCCCCUGAGCGGCAUGAUCGUGCUGCAUUGUCGGCCACCAGAUGGCGUGCCUGCAGCGCAGGUUGAAUGGCUGAAAAACGACGAGUUUUUGAGCAUCGGCAGCGGUGUCACAGAUGCUAAAGGUGACCACCGACUGGUCAUCUCUCAGGCGCACCUCUCCGAUUCCGGAAACUACACCUGUAUCGCCAGCAACAUCGUAGCCAAGCGACGCAGUUCCACAGCUGCAGUCGUCGUCUUUGUAAAUGGCGGCUGGUCCUCGUGGAGCGAUUGGUCAGCAUGCAGCGUGCGUUGUGGCCGCGGCGUCCACAAACGCUCACGCACGUGCACCAACCCGGCGCCACUCAAUGGCGGAUCCUUUUGCGACGGAGCGUCUGUGCAGAAAAGCGCUUGCACUGCGUCAUGUCCAGUGGACGGCGGCUGGGGCACGUGGACCGAGUGGUCGGCAUGCGAUGGCGAUUGCGAGAGAAGAAGGAGCCGUGAGUGCACGGCACCAGAACCUAAGCACGGCGGACGGCUGUGUGACGGCGUGGCGCUAGCUACCGACAAUUGCACCGGAGGGCUUUGCACGCAAAAUGGAAAAUUGCAACGGGAUGCCAAACCACAAGGCGUAGUGGAGAGUGGCGUUGGCAGCAUCGGCGGCGGCGGCGGCGGGAGUGACGUGGCGCUCUACUCCGGCUUGGCGGCCGGCGCGGCCACAGUGGCUUUGCUGAUCGUGGGUGUCACCGUGUACCGACGAAGCCGCAGAGACUACGGCGUGGAUGUCAUUGACUCAUCCGCCCUCUCCGGAGGUUUCCAGUCCUUCAACUUCAAGACGUCGCGGCAAGGCAACCCUCUGCUGAUCCACUCGUCGCUGCAGCCUGACUUGAGCGUGUCUCGCACAUACACCAGCCCCAUGUGCUUUCACGACGCCAUGGACAAAGAGCUGCUGGACCCCCUCCCCGAUAUCAAGAUCAAAGGGAUCACAGAGGGUCCAGACUUCCACCCCCAGACGUUCCCAAGGGGCCUCUCUCCAGACUACCGGGGCGUCGUUCCGGGUGCCACGCUGGGCCGGGGCGAGAGGAACUUCUUCGGCCCACAGGGGGCGCCGGCACCCGCGGUCAGGCCACGACACAAAGCCACGGCCGUGUUGGGGCACGCUGGGGGACGCCUAGUGGUGCCAAACACAGGUGUGAGUCUUCUGGUGCCCGUCGGGGGGAUAGCUCAUGACACCACAUGGGAAACCAGUGUCAUCGUCAACCAGGAGGACAGCAGCUCGGCAUUGGGCGAAGGAUCGGAGAUUUUCUUGAGUCCCGCCGUCACGUACGGCCCGCCGGGGCUGGCCCUAUCCUGCCCGGCGGUCCUGACCGUGCCCCACUGCGCGGAGGCGGCCGGUGACCACUGGAUCACGCGACUGAAGAGGCAGACGCAGGACCGCAAGUGGGAGGACGUGAUGUGCGUGCAAGAGGAGUGCACUUCCUGCUACUGCCUGCUGGAGGAGCAGCGCUGCCACAUGCUGCUCGAGCGGCCCGGUCGCUACGCCCUGGUGGGCGAACCACUUCGACCGCACGCCGCCAAGCGCCUGCGACUGGCCGCCUUCGGAAGCCACGACGCCGCCAAGCCGAUGGGCUUCAUCCUCAGGGUCUACUGCGUGGACGACACGCCGCACGCCUUCCAGGAGGUGGCGGCGGGCGAGCGCGUCCGAGGCGGGCGCCUGCUGGAGGAGCCCAAAGUGUUGUCGUUCCGUGGGAAUGCUCUGAGCCUGCAGGUGAAUAUCCAGGAUGUCCCGCAGAUGUUGUGGAACAUCAAGCCUUUCACCACCUGCCAGGAGUUCUCCUUCUGUCAGGUGUGGUGGGGCAAACAGCGCCCCCUGCACUGUGCCUUCUCCCUGGAGCGUAACAGCGCCUCCUCCUCCCCUUCGUCUCCCCUCUCGUGUAAGAUCAGCGUGCGUCAGGUUCAAGGUGAAGAGCACAUCCUUCAGGUCUACACGACAGUGCAGCCCGAGAACGCCAAGUUAGCGUUCCCGAUCUCCUGUGAAUCGGACUGUUCCGUCACCUCGCAGACGGGAUCACGGGCCUUCAAGAUCCCGCUCUCCAUCCGCCAGAGGAUCAGCGCCACCUUCGACGGCACCAACGCCAAGGGAAAAGACUGGCGCCUCUUAGCCCAGAAGCUACACGUGGACAGGAACCUGGGCUACUUCGCCUGCCACGAAAGUCCAGCAUCAGUGAUCCUGAGCUUGUGGGAGGCGCAACAGCAAGACUCUGCCGACCUGGACUCCCUGGCCAGCGCCUUGGAGGAGAUCGGUCGAGUGCAGUCGCCGACCGGGGGUGCGGGCAAGGACACGCGAGAUUCGCUAAACUCGGCAAGGACUGCAGAUUGA
This is a messenger RNA of Nerophis lumbriciformis (worm pipefish), 3582 nucleotides long. The record is from RefSeq and is a predicted model, not a curated record. Lineage: Eukaryota; Metazoa; Chordata; Actinopteri; Syngnathiformes; Syngnathidae.